GGAACAACAGCGUGUCAGUGACAGUAGGCAACAGCUCUGUGCUCACCUGCCCUUCCAAACCAAGUGUAAUGAUGGUAACGUGGAAAAUAAGCCCCAAGGUUGGAGGCCGCUGCACCUUGGGGUACAGGGCUGAUACGAACGAGACCAACAGAACAAACUGCAGUGACAGCAUGAACUGGAAACUCACACCAGAGCGCGAUCCUGCCCUUGAGAUACGGCAAGUGGGAAUAGCCCAUGAAGGAAAUUACACCUGUGAAGUAGUAGCAACAGAAGGGAACUUCCACAAGACGUACAACCUGAUCGUGCUAG
Messenger RNA from Nipponia nippon (crested ibis), 309 nucleotides. The record is from RefSeq and is a predicted model, not a curated record. NCBI's taxonomy places the organism in Eukaryota, Metazoa, Chordata, Aves, Pelecaniformes, Threskiornithidae.